AUGUUCUCUUCAUUAUUGUCGUCAAAGCCCAAGAUCUCCGUCACGCUCGCUCAGGAGGCCAUCUACGUUCACCCCUCGGCGGUCGAGGACCCUGAACUCUGGCAAGAGAAUCUCCCGUCGCCUGAUCCUCUCCUCUGUGGGACCGUCUUGGUGUCUUUGGCAACCCCGAGAGCCUUCGAUCGGAUAAAGGUGGUUCUAGAAGGACUUUCUGAUGCGUUUGGUGAGUUCAUUAAAAAAUUAGGACGCUCAAGAACCGAAAGAGAUCACUGAAGUUUCCGAAGCGCCCCUCAUCAUCACUGACUCUACGCCGGAUCACCUGUUUUGUCGAAGGUGGAGGCUCCAACCCCUAUGAAACGCGGACUACAAUACACAAGGAAGUAUGUGUCGAACUUGGUGGGGAGGUUCUGCCAGCAGGGAACCACGCGUGAGUCCCCCUUUGCCCAGCGCAAUCCUCCAGAACUUUCAACAUUGACACACGCUCUGAGUCCAAACGUUCUUCAAGAUUCAACUUCAGCUUCAUCAUUCCUUCCAACACGGCCAUCCAUCAAAGAUGCAACUAUGGUCGCGUCAGACAUUUUGUCAAGGCGGCAGGCUACCUCUCGGGUACGCUCGCAGGAUCAAUCACCACACCUCCUGUCGCAUUCUUCGUUAUCGCAAACCCCAGCAGGCCGGGGGAGCUUCCCUUACCGACCAACAUCGACAUUCAAUACGUCAACGAACAUCUUGGGCCGGUUGGAGUCCAGAUCAACUCGCCCCAUCUCACAGUGGCCAGUCUCCUCUCUGUACGAGUGGCCCUCCCGUCCCCGCCGGCUCCUGUCGAGAUCAAGUCGAUCAACUCGAGCAUCCACCAGACUUACGAAGUUCACUACGUCGACGGCCGAAUAUCGAGACCACCCGUUCAAAAGCAUCUGUUGACCAAAGUCAGCAUGCGAGCAUCACCUUCUCUAUCAGUGCCGAUCUGCACAACCGAAUGUGGGACCGAAGCGCCCGAGUCGUCGACCGCCAGCGGCCCCGAGCCCGCCCAGUGCUUCCUUAGCAGACCUCUGACGAGGGACCCCACGGGUACCCCGUGUUGCCCUCCGAGACCCGACAUCCCGGAGUCGGAUCCUCUUCCACUUACUCUCCUAAAGGGCCAGGAAGAUGAUUUCGUCUACCACCGCAUGUUCCGGUGUCCGACGGAUGACCUCGUUCGACCUACGACUCUCGCAGGAUGCAAUGACAGUCCAAUCAAGGUGUCGCAUGCCCUCGUCAUCGAAAUACAAUACCGGCUCGUCGACCAGCCCACCGACGUACCCGAUUACGUCUUGACGAUCCGAAAACCGAUUCAAAUCACAUCUUGUUGCUGCCUGUGGGACUCGCUGCUGUUACCUGUCUAUGCGCAAAAAUCUCCCAAGAUCGUCAAGCGCCCGCUACGAGAGGCGUGCAUGUGCACCUACUCACUCGAAACGAUGCUGGAUCGGGAUGGCGAGGCUUUGCAGAGAGCUGGCUCGAUCGAGUCGUCGUCUGGGGAAGCAAGGUUCCUUGGUUCAGCUCGGUCACUCAAGUCCCCAUCUUACAGUGAGGCAUCGUCUUAUGCAUCCUCUUUGGUCGAGGAGCCCAGUUCAGUGGCACAGGAUUGA
This is a messenger RNA of Microbotryum saponariae, 1619 nucleotides long. NCBI's taxonomy places the organism in Eukaryota, Fungi, Basidiomycota, Microbotryomycetes, Microbotryales, Microbotryaceae. The record is from the annotation of a GenBank genome assembly.